Messenger RNA from Wyeomyia smithii (pitcher-plant mosquito), 1157 nucleotides. RefSeq lists its product as uncharacterized. The transcript is spliced from 3 exons. Bases 656 to 994 code for a protein of 112 amino acids. The record is from RefSeq and is a predicted model, not a curated record. Lineage: Eukaryota; Metazoa; Arthropoda; Insecta; Diptera; Culicidae.
UAACUGUCUAAAAGUUAACUAAGUAUUUUAUGGAAACUGGUUACAAAACUCGAACCGCUUUUCACUCGUGUAACACUUCAAACAUUGACUGGUUUUGAUGUAAAAGUGGCGCUCAAUUCGAGAAACCAACUAUUAAAUUUAAACCAAAUAACCAUUCAAAGUUGCAGUUGAAAAGAAAACGAUCGGGCCAGUAGCAAUUCGCGAAGUUUUGUGAAAUGCUUCAUUGAUUAGAUCUAAUUAUAACCAGGGUGUAAUUUUUAGAGAAUCGCUUCUUAAAAAUCGAUCACGUUCUUCAAUUCGACGAAAGUUAGUUGUACAGCAAGAUUAAGCCAAAUAGAAAACUAAUUAAAUAAUGAUCUCUAGAAAUCGCAGUCAUGCCUAACCGUACAACUCUAGUUAGACUAGUUCUCUCGAACAGGGGAGUACAGAAAAAGAGAUGUACAACACGCGUGCGCUUCACUGGCAACAGUCAUCGUGCAUGUGAGUGCGUGAGUGCUCUGUUUACAUUUUACUGAGAACAAGCAUAAGUGCCUUUUUCUUCUCGCCUACAUUUGACAAUCAUUGCUGCCAACUGCCCGGUGAAAUCCGUCGUGAAAUUUUGUUCGUGCGUGACAGUCCCAUCGAGAAACAAAAAUAGUAAAUAAUAGUGCGAAAAAUGUCUUACAACAGGCUUCAUAGGGUGUUUUUGUACAGUUUUGCCAUCUGCCUUUUCGUAACGUUUGUAACUAUCGCUGCCAAAGUGUUUCCCAUUGCCAAUCUACCCACGGGCACGAAUAUAAUUAUUAUUGGCACUUGUCUGGCUAAUUUGAUUUCCGUCGCAGCGUUGAUAGUCGGAAUUGUGCUGAAACGGCCCGCUCUGGUGAAAGCUGUUAAAAUAUUCAGCUACGUGCAGCUGGGUGCUAUUUUCGUCCUGAUAUGCCUGGCGGUGGUUCUACUCUACAUUACCCGGGUGGAUGUCCAACACUACAACGAGAAGGUGCAGCAUGAGCUGUGAUUUUAUACGCAGCAAAUCGAGAAACUCUAGUGUGUGCCUGUACAUAGAAUGAUGGCGAAACUAUAAAUGUGUCUAUCAUAUACUGACUGAAAUAUUAUAUUGAUGUAGUAGGAAAUGGUAAACUUUUUGAUAACACCAAAUAAAUGUAUAAGCACUGGUUGAA